AUGGGUAAUCAACCCAGUACCGAGAACCACAACAAACUGUCCAAACCGAAGACCAACACCAACUCCGCGAGCGCGGCGGGGAAGCUCGACUCCCCGCAAUCCACAACAUCGAGAUCGGCAGACCUCACCCCCGAAGGACGCCAACAAAUCAAAGAUGCACUGCUCUCACCUAUUGCUAGCGAGUUCGAUCCCACCACAUGGACACACGAGGAUGAUGGGUUAGGGGAGGUCACAAAGACGCGUGGUCGCGCGUCGACAGUUGGUUCGAGAUCGAACUCGCGAACAAACUCAAGAGCCAAUUCCCGAACCAAUUCUUUGUCGUGUUUCCGGAGCAAGCACAGCUCGGCCGCCCAGCUUGCUGGCCUAGCUGACUCCAAGCUGUCUUUGGCUUCUGUCUCACACGUGGAUGUUGCUGAAGCAAUUCGGCUUCUACAACAAGUCAAGAAGAAUGGCACACCAGAAGAUCUUGCGGCGCUGCAAGAAGUCCUUGAAUCACCUGAGGAGCCUCCCCAGCCGGUAGCUGAGGCACCUCCUAGCCGAAGAACUUCGCUAGUUGAUCGAUCUUCUUCUUCGCUCACACGCCGUCAGUCCCUGGUCCAGACACCUGGUGUAGGCACACGACACUCUCCCAUCGAGGGACGUCGCAGGACAUGGAAUUCAUGGAAAGCGCCGAAGCUCAGCCCUGAGGAAGAGGCAAAGUGGCAGCAAAAGUCAAAGGCGAAGGCGCAUUUGAGCCCUCAAGCAGCUCUUCGCUUGUCUGAUGAACCUCGCGAUAACAACACAACGCGAGCCCACACCCCAUCGGACCUGGAUUAUGCGCAUCUAGGGAACAUACAGCCAGGAACUCUCGUUGUCACGAACGGUGCGGCAUCGCCUGUUCCCAGUUCAGAAACUUUGGAGUUGCGCAAGACUGAAGAGGAGGACUAUUUCGAAGCAACAGAGUAUGCCUCCAGUCCGUUGACGAUGAAGUCAACACGCCAGAGAGCUCAUACAAGGAGCAAGUCAGCCGCUGUUCCAGCGACUUCUUCAUUGUAUGAGCUGGAAGCCAACGAAGUAGCCACAGCGCACGAAUUAGAGACCCCGGUCGUUAUGAUGGCGUACACGUCUGAGCCGCAACACAACACCGAAGCUGAAUCCCCAAAGUUUCUGCGGCUCACGCCCCAGGGCAAGAAAGGCGCAGCGCAGUUCGCCCAGAGCUACCAGGACGAUAUCCCAUUAAGCCCGUUUCUUGCGUCCGAGGAGACAACUGAGUCCAACCAGCCGGAGCCUUCUCCUACCUUACAAGAGCCCAAGCCUCAGCCUGAAAUCGAGAUCUCAGCACCUUCGUCCCCAUCGAUCGCGCCCACCUCCAACAAGCCAAAGAGCAAAGCUUCUCAGCGGCCAGCACCACGUACGACCGAUUCUGGCUACUCAUCCGCUGGCAGUCUACGGAUAGUCGGUCAAGAUCCGACGGAAAACGCCACCACCAUUCUCUGUCAUCGGUGCAACGACUCGCCGCAAAUGGUUGAGGUAAGCCAGGGACGCGAGACUCGCCGUUCAAUUCUUGUGAAACAGAACCGUCAAUUCGUGGAGUCGCCGAAUACCACGAGCGAUUCGGACGGCUCAGCCGAGAGUGUCAGAUCCAAGCAAUCGCUAUCAGUCAAUGUGCAGAAGGCGCGAUACCUGCCAGCGCUGAACAGUCCGGUCCCGUCUACUAGCUCUUCUACCAGAUCAUCGACGUCUGAGUGUGUACAUUCGCCAAUAACAUCCCGAUCCAUCGGUUCAAGGGCGUCGUUUGACAGUGCUUCGUCGAAACAGCAAAAGCGAUUUCACAAGAAGCGGCCGUCCCAGGCUGAGCAUCCUGUUGUUCAGUCAUGCCAGCCAAUCCCAGAGGGAACGAUUCCUGAGGUCCCAACCAGGGUGCGAGCCAAGUUUGAGCGACGCGUGUCGAGCUCUCCGGGAAUGGAUUGCUUGACGCACACCUACCCGACAAAAGAGCACGUUUCUGCGGACGAUUCCACCAUGGAGGCUUCUGCUCCGGAGCAGACUGAGUUCAAGCCACUCGCUGAAUUGGAGGCUGAGCGUGCACCCACACCCCCUGCUCACGGUCGUCGCAGGAGCUUGUCCUUCUUCCGAAGGAAGUCUGCACCUGCACAGAGUCAGCCCGAGCAAGAGCCUGAGCAGGCCGCACUUGAUGUGGUUCAUCUUGGUACCAUCACCUCGUCCCUUGGCACAUCUCCGUACGACAUUGCCAUGUCCGACACCCCGAAACAGCGUGUUGUUUCUCCAACCCACCCACAUCAGCUAGGCGCUUCUUUGCCUCGGUCGAAGUCGAUGGUGACCAUGGACAGUAAAUCUGCUGCAGAGUUUGCGCGCCUACACAGCAGGGACCUAUCCGUUACUCGACGGGACAUGCCCUCUCAACAGCGCCGGAAAAGCCUCCAUAACUUGAAGAAAGAAACUGGUGAGGCUACAGCGUCGAAGCUUCGCCCACAAAGCGUCGACGUCCCACCUGUGCCGUCCAUCAACACGGCCAGGCUUAGCGUCCCACAGGCUGGUAAGCCUCAAGGACCCAGGGCUGCUCCCAGCCCCAGGCCUCGCAGUCCGAGAGGGUCUCCUCCGGUGAUCAGAUAUGGCGCGCCUCCGCAACAGCCUCCUCAAGGUGUGAUCUCGCCAAGGCAGUCCCAGGUCUGGCAUCAGCGCCGUAGGACGCUGGGAGACCGCCUGUACUCGGAUGUCAACCUGGACCUGUACUCGGAUCCAAACGACGCGUCCAACAAUGCGAGUCCAGUCGAAAGCCCAUGCGAAAGUCCCCUCGAAAUGACUCCCCGCAAAGAAGUCAAGGGUUCCAACAACAUCUCUAGGUGGGAUCGCUUUAGUGGGGGUUUGGACUACAACUACGAACAUGGGGCGGGCAUCGGAGGCAGCGCCGGCACGCGAUCGCACCACAGCAACGCGUCGCUGAAGUCGCUGGCCUUCCAGCACCAGUACGGCGUGGACCUGUCCGACGUACCCAUUAUGAUCCGGUACCAAUCGUGA
Alternaria incomplexa is the source of this 3018-nucleotide messenger RNA. RefSeq lists its product as uncharacterized. The record is from RefSeq and is a predicted model, not a curated record. The transcript has a single exon. Bases 1 to 3018 code for a protein of 1005 amino acids. NCBI's taxonomy places the organism in Eukaryota, Fungi, Ascomycota, Dothideomycetes, Pleosporales, Pleosporaceae.